Molecule: messenger RNA, 1467 nt
Organism: Acanthoscelides obtectus
Lineage: Eukaryota; Metazoa; Arthropoda; Insecta; Coleoptera; Chrysomelidae
Source: the annotation of a GenBank genome assembly
UGCAUGUGCGAGUCAAGAAGCGUAGACGUCGGUGAUACGUCCAUUCUUUGAUUAUUUUAGGCAUAUAUUCUGGCAGUGUUUGUUCUUUAAAUCAAGUGAAGCAGUUUUAAAAUGAAUAAUGGUUCGUCUGGUAGUGAAGACGAUCUGAAAACAGUUCACCAAAGAGAAAUAAGGACACAGUGCCGAAAGAGGGAAAUUGCAGGUACAGCUAGUGUGAGUGGCACAAGUCAACAAAGCCCCUUAUUAAUAACGGACAGAGAAAAUGAGUCUAUAGUUGGUUUAGAAGGUUACGACUCCGAUAGGGAUAGAGAAUACUUACCAGAAACAUCUUCUGAGAGCGGUUCAGAAAACAAGGGAAAUUAUAGAGUUGAGGUGGAGCAGAAUAAGACAAUGACUCGAAAACGAAAAAGGAAUCCAUCGACUUGGCAGAUUAAUAUAAGAAAAAAGGCCCAUGAUUCAUGGAAGGAAUACUUAUCCGUAAGAAAAAACAUGUUCCAGCAAAGGCUAUUAGACAAAAAGAACUACCUAAAUAAUUGUCUAUAUAGCUGCCAAAAAUUAAUUACAGCUGAUGAACGGAACAAAAUAUUUGAAAAUUAUUACAAACCUGAUGUUCAAACAAAAAAACUUGAUCUCAACAACGCAAAAGUUUCCUGUGCAGAGACGUUGAAAAGGAAAGGAAAGAAUAAUAGUCGUCGAAAGUUUACUUUUCAUUAUUUCUUUAAUGUAGGUUCUAACAGAAUUCAAGUCUGUAAAUUAUUUUAUUUGCGAACACUUAAUAUAAGCCAGACCCCAAUAUACAAUGCUCAUUCAAACAAAGAAACAGAAUCAAACACUACGAAAAAAGGUACCCAAGCAAGAAACACAAACAAGAAGCAGAUAAAAUAUUUGUUAAAAUGCACAUAGAGAGCCUCCCAAAAGUAGAAUCCCACUACUGCCGCAGUACCAGUACUAGAGAAUAUUUGGAGUCAUCCUUAAGUAUCAAGAAAAUGUAUGACAUGUAUGUUGAAAGAUGUGAAGCUGAGAACAGACAACCAGUAAAAGAGUCUUUCUACAGACAUAUUUUUUGCAAUGAUUACAAUCUCCAUUUCCAUAUUCCAAAAAAGGACCAAUGUGACUUGUGUGAGGAAAUUAAACUAUUGAAAAGAGAAGAUAGAUUGACAAAUGAGAAAAAUGUACAGUUUAUAAAUCAUUCUACAGAAAAGGCAGCUUGCCGCGAGGAAAGGCAAAAAGAUAAAGGAAAUUUGAAUACAUAAAUGCUCUGUUUUGAUUUACAAAAUGUUUUAUCAUGUCCUCGCGCAGAGAUUAGUAAUUUCUACUACAGAAGCAAGUUUAAUGUAUAUAAUCUGACUGCAAUACUCUUGAUGGCACGAAGUGGUAAUGAUAUUGCUAGCUCAGUUAUAACUAUUUUGGACCGGGUACUCAUUGACAAUCCAGAUAUUAGCAGUCCACAAAAUAGAAACUCAUUGA